Messenger RNA from Sorex fumeus (smoky shrew), 1237 nucleotides. RefSeq names its product mitochondrial ribosome recycling factor (gene MRRF). Bases 11 to 799 code for a protein of 262 amino acids. Gene Ontology annotation, molecular function: ribosomal large subunit binding. The record is from RefSeq and is a predicted model, not a curated record. Gene Ontology annotation, cellular component: mitochondrion. Gene Ontology annotation, biological process: translation. The transcript has 6 exons. NCBI's taxonomy places the organism in Eukaryota, Metazoa, Chordata, Mammalia, Eulipotyphla, Soricidae.
GUCUUCAGCCAUGGCCUUGGGUUUCCGGUGCUUCCGCUGGGUCCAGCCUGCCCUCAGCAGCUCCCUUGCAGCCUUCGUCAGACCCGUUUCAGAAGUUUCACUAAAGACAGUGUGCGCAAGUCGAAACGGCCACAAGCGGAUCAUGACCUGUCCAGCCGUGCCUGUCCGUCAUUUUGCUACCAAGAAAGCCAAAGCCAAAGGGAAAGGGCAGCCCCAGACCAGAGUGAACCUCAACACUGCAUUGGUUGCAGAUAUCAUCAGCUUGGAAGAGGUGGAUGGAGAGAUGAAGUCUGUGAUGGAGGCGCUGAAGGAGAAUUUCAAUAAGACCGUCAAUAUAAGGACCUCACCAGGGUCCCUGGACCACAUCACUGUGGUCACCGCUGAUGGCAAACUUGCUUUGAACCAGAUCGGCCAGAUCUCCAUGAAGUCACCCCAGUUGAUCCUGGUGAACAUGGCCAGCUUCCCAGAGUGUACAGCUGCAGCUAUCAAGGCUAUAAGAGAAAGUGGAAUGAAUCUGAACCCAGAAGUGGAAGGGACGCUGAUCCGGGUACCCAUCCCCAAGGUGACCCGGGAGCACAGGGAGAUGCUGGUGAAACUGGCCAAGCAGAGCACCAACAAGGCCAAAGAGUCACUCCGGAGGGUCCGGGCCAACGCCAUCAAUAAGCUGAAGAAAUCCAAGGACAAGGUCUCAGAGGACACCCUUCGGCUCAUAGAGAAGCAGAUCAGCCAGAUGGCCGAUGACAUCGUGGCAGAGCUGGACAGACAUCUGGCCGUGAAGACCAAGGAGCUCCUCGGGUGAGCCGCCAGGGGCAGGCAGUGCUCCGGAACCUGCUUUCCUGACUGCAAUGGUGGCAGAUGGGCAGCUCUCUACCCUGCACCCGUGGGCAACUGUCUACCCCGUGCCCGUGGAAGGUGAAGGAAGGCUGAUACCCAUCGGCGGCAGCUUCAGAGAGACACCAGCCUGUUCCUUGUCUCAGUUCCCUCGCCUGGCCUGGGUCAUCGCCUGAGAAUCUCCACCUCACAUGGCCUUUACGUGGGACAUCUGCCCUGACCAUCACCUUGCCAGGCCACUGGAACUGUCCACAGGCCGGGCACCGCCUGCUCCUCAGUCCGGAGCCUCCUUUCGAAUUCUCAGGCCCUAAUGCCAGCUCCGAAUGCUGCUCAGAUGAUGUGCAUCUUUUCCUCAGGGUGGAUACCUUUGCUGGAGGCCCGUUAUGCCCAGCAACAAUAAAAUCUA